Carya illinoinensis is the source of this 963-nucleotide messenger RNA. RefSeq lists its product as uncharacterized. The coding region runs from base 131 to 682 and encodes 183 amino acids. NCBI's taxonomy places the organism in Eukaryota, Viridiplantae, Streptophyta, Magnoliopsida, Fagales, Juglandaceae. The record is from RefSeq and is a predicted model, not a curated record. The transcript has 3 exons.
GGUAAAUAGCUUGUGUCGUUCGCUUGCUGGGGAUUUUCGUAUAUUUAGAGCUGGAGAGAUAGUUUAGAGUAAAAGAAGGGCAGAGAGAAAAGGUAGAUCUGGUUGGGUUUUGAUCCUUGAAGCUUCAUUCAUGGCUUCCAUGUUGAUUUUGAUUACAGUCUUCAUCUUUGAUAUCAUCGCCUUCGGUUUGGCUAUUGCUGCUGAGCAAAGGAGAAGCACUGCCACGGUUUCCCUGGAUGGUGAAGCAAACUAUAGGUACUGUGUCUAUGACUCGGACAUUUCAACAGGCUUCGGUGUUGGUGCAUUAUUGUUUCUCAUGGCUAGUCAAGUCAUUAUAAUGGUGGCAAGCCGAUGCUUCUGCUGCGGAAAGCCUUUGAGUCCCGGAGGUUCAAGAGCCUGGGCAAUUGUACUUUUCAUGGUCUGCUGGCUGUUUUUCUUGAUUGCUGAGAUCUGCUUGCUGGCUGGCUCAGUGAGGAAUGCCUACCACACCAAGUAUGCAAUAGCCGCUGCAGAUCCUCCCUCUUGCUCAACCUUGAGAAAGGGAGUUUUUGGAGCAGGGGCAGCUUUCGUUUUCUUCACUUCCAUAGUCUCUGAGUUGUACUAUGUGUGCUAUUCAAAGGCCAGAGAAAGCUUCCAACCAUAUAAUAGAGAACCUGCUGUGGGUAUGGGAACCUACAAAUGAGCUUGAUUAAGUUGAUCAAUUUGUAGCCAUUACUCUGCAGAUAGAUGCGACUGUCUGGACUCCCUGCAUUGAUUUGCUUUUUCAAUUGCCUGUUUUGAGUUGCAUUUUGUGUUUUUAGGUCCAAAAUAGUUGGUGAUAACUUGCAUUCGAAGUCCAUAUUGAUGUUUUUUUCUCCCUUUCUCCCCUUCAAUGCUGCUGUGUAUUUUUUGUGCUGUCAUAUGUAUGAUUAUAAGGUGAUUGCUCGUGUUCAAAUAAGUGCAAAUAGAAUUGUUAAAGAUCCA